UCACUCGCUUGCUUCCUGACAAGACCGGAAAAGACAGGGUAUCUAACAAGGGAUACUUACCGAGUUACCGAGCUUCCACGCAAACCGUUCCAUCUGCACACGCAGCCAGGUACCCCAUCAGACCAUCUCCGUAUAUAUCCACCUACUGAUGCGAUUCCGCUUUACAGAUCAGCCACCAUGGUUUCAGUCCAGUACACCAUGCAGAUGCAUGAUGAGCUCGCCGCUCUCUUCUCGCGCAACCUCACCUUUAACCCAGAGCUCCAGGCUCAGGCUCAGGCCCAGGCCCAAGCUCAUGCCCAGGCUCAAGCUGAGGCCCAGGCCCAGGCCCAGGCCCCGUUUCACCAGGAAGCAGCCGUGCCUGAAGUUUCUAAGCCCAUUAUAUAUUCGGUCUCACAGCACUACAAUCACUCGGCUCAUAUCGUGAAGCCGCAACCUCCCCAGCAACAAGAAGUUUGGGAAGAGCCCCAACGGCAUUCCUCGGAACCGCCUCAGACUGAGGCGCCAAGCGCUGAGACAGUUCUGCGCAACCAUGGCGUUGACCCUCACACACUCACACCCUCUCAAGUCCAGUUGUUCAGGAUCGCCGACCCGCCUCAGCAGAUGAGGCUCAUCGAGCUCUGGAGUAUCUGUCCUCCAGGUAAGGGCGGUGAUAUCCCGGCACUGGCCUGGAGCAGCACCACAGUGCAGCAAGAGGAGCAACUGGCUCAGAUGCGGUACGAGAGAGCGGCACAGCAGCAACAGCAACAGCACCAGGUCAUGAGCUUGGACGGAACUGUUGUCCAAAGCGGCGACGGCAGGUGGAACCAGUCCUCCGACAAUGACACCGAGCCCUACAUGCUCUCAGGGUACGAGGAACUCAUGCGACGAGAGAGUCAGCGCCAAGAGCUGGAGAACCGACAGCGGGACUCCCACAGCCACUUUACCUCUGCUCCCGCCUACACGCCCGCCACAGACCCUGUCUACAUGGGUGCCGAUUACCUUCGUCAGCAGCAGCAGAUGCAAAUGGCCACUCAAUACGGUGCCUUCCAACAGGAUUCCAUGGAUUUCAUGUAAAUACCAACCUCCUUCUCUGGCUGAGCGUCAAAAACACAUAUAGCUAGCAUCUGGUCAAUUCAACAAGUGGCCAAGUUAGAUAGCAGCCGAGGGGACGAGGAUUCAUUGUUUUGG
Messenger RNA from Ilyonectria robusta, 1167 nucleotides. RefSeq lists its product as uncharacterized. Lineage: Eukaryota; Fungi; Ascomycota; Sordariomycetes; Hypocreales; Nectriaceae. Bases 178 to 1053 code for a protein of 291 amino acids. The record is from RefSeq and is a predicted model, not a curated record. The transcript has a single exon.